Molecule: messenger RNA, 1098 nt
Organism: Erythranthe guttata (spotted monkey flower)
Lineage: Eukaryota; Viridiplantae; Streptophyta; Magnoliopsida; Lamiales; Phrymaceae
Source: RefSeq, a predicted model, not a curated record
AUGGCAAGACAAGAAGAAGAAGCCUCGUGGCUGCACACACAAGCAUAUGCAGUACAACCGCAUUUCGUCACCGCCGUUGUUGUAAAAGACAUCAUCUCGGGUUUUCUAGCUAGUUUUCUGUACGAUGCACAGAAAGAGCACCGUGAAAAACACCGCAAGGGGAAAAAUUCCCCGAAUCCUCAAAUUUCCCCAAAUACUCAAGCGGUGUUGGUGGGCGGCAUUAUUUUGAUGUCGCUUCUUUUCAACUGGUGUUUUCCGCCACCACCACCACCUUCAUCAUCACCACCACCACCAACACCAACGAACAACAAUAACACCAACAACAACAUAGUCUAUGUUGCGCCGCCAGAUACCACUGCUAUAACGGCUGCCGUUGCUUCACUGGUUGAAGCGACAGAUACCUUGUCCACCGCCGCAGCAGUUUUAAUCGCCAUCGUUCAGGAUCUGCGAUCCGUUCAGACUCCGAGCACCAAUCGUCGGACUCCGCCCAGCGCCAAUCGUCGGACUCCGCCCAGCGCCAAUCGUCAGACUCCGCCCAACACCGAUGAUCAGACUUCGUCCAUCAUCGCUACUCUGAAUCCGGCCGACGUACUGAAUCCGUCCAUCCCCAUUUUGCACCGCCCAUCCACCUGGACCCUUACGCCUCUGGAUCCAGACAGCUUUCCUCCCCUUUCAUCCACCUCGAAUGUCGGUACAUCCACCUCGACGUCCGUGCCUUCACUGUACUCGACCAGCCUUCCACCCUCGUCGAUCAGCCGUCAUUUAUGGAAUCAGGCCAUUUUGUCCAACCGUACUUCACCGUUCUCGAUCAGCCUUCCACCCUUGCCGAACACCCGUACUUCACCGUUCUCAAUCAGCCUUCCACCCUUGCCGAACACCCGUACUUCACAGUCCUUGACCAGGAUUCCAUCCUUGCCGACCACCACCGGUUCGUCCACCACCACCACCACCACCAGUUCAUCCACUUCACUCGCCGAGUCAUUUACCACUUUUGGAGGCCACGACUCAUCUACCACUUCUGGAAGCCACGACUCAUCUACCUCUCCUGGAGGCCAAGACUCAUCUACCUCUCCUGGAGGCCACGACUCGUUUGAUUGA